This is a messenger RNA of Trametes versicolor FP-101664 SS1, 1608 nucleotides long. RefSeq lists its product as uncharacterized. The record is from RefSeq and is a predicted model, not a curated record. The transcript is spliced from 3 exons. Lineage: Eukaryota; Fungi; Basidiomycota; Agaricomycetes; Polyporales; Polyporaceae. The coding region runs from base 70 to 1608 and encodes 512 amino acids.
CAUAUCCACACUUCUGCGAACUCGACAGCUCCAUCAUCACACAUUGCCUCCCCACGGAGUGCUAGAUUGAUGUCAUUUGCCCCUCUUUUCCAAGAAAACGUGCUCCCUCUCGAGAUCUGCAUCAACAUCUGUUCUUUUGUGGAGACUCACGGACUAUAUGUGUUAACACUCAUGAACAGAAUGUGGAACCAGGCGGCGACGAUUACGCUCUACGAGCACAUAGACCUCAUCCGACCGCGCGCGAUAUGGCGUUGCAUCAAGACCCUGUCGCGCCCUCCAGAAGCGCUAUCGUUCGGACGCGACCUCACCAUCUAUCCAAAGUCCAUCCGCAUUCGAUAUCCUAUGCUCAUCUAUGUCGUUGAUCAAAGCAGGCAAGCCCUGGCGAAUAUCUUGAUUUCAACGCUUCCCCGGUUAAUCAAUAUCCGAUCCUUCUCUUGCGCCAUUCCUUUGCCAAGCAUCCCACGUAUCCUGCUAUCUUUCGCAGCAGGCCGCACCUCGCUUCUUCGUACGCUGGACCUAAUGUCGCAGGGUGACGGCCGAAUGGUCAUGGAAGUCAAUUUCGACAUCGACCUGGCGCUCGAUGUGUUGACAUUCUCAUCUUUCGAGCUGACGCUUCCUAUCGGUGGCCCUACCUCGACCACAGCGUACGCCUCCUUCUUCAAACGCACCAUAUGUCACUCUCCACACGCCCUUCGUGUUCUAUCACUGAACUUUGGCUCCAGCAUGACGGCGGCCGGCUCGCCCAUCGUGGACGCCAUCAGCCGUUUGCCCAUUCUUCAACACCUAGAGGAGCUCUCGAUCCCCGAGGCGUUUUUGCACUUCCCCUGCUUCGCCCAGGCACCCCGGCUGAAGUCGCUCACCUAUUACGCCAACGCAGAUCUGCUGGGGAGUACUGAUUAUUCGACCUUGGAGGUGCUUGCGUGCUCGUCCAGCAUAGGUGUAUUGGAGGCCUUCUUGCCGAAUGUUCAAACCCACCGUCGACCGAUUCACACCCUACGCCUGGAUCGCGCCUGUUACGAGCGGCACAGCGAUUUUUUUGUUGUGACACCCAUAACCGCAGCCGACACGCUGCCCGUCCUCGCCCACAUAGCAUAUUCUGGAGUUCCCGUCCAACAUCUCGCCAUCGGCAUUCCAGAUGCGGCCCUGGGCAGUUUCGGGGACCCAACGAUCGCACCAUUCCUAGGGCAAUUAGAGAGCCUGGUGUUGGUUAUCAUCCCCCUAUUCACUAUUGAUGGACAGGGCAUGCGCGAAACGUACGAGAAUGACCCACUACUCCUCAGUACGACGCUGCUUCCGCACACGCCCCGUCUGCAUACCCUUCUGCUUUCGGACGCCCCUACCAAAUUCAUGCGGUCCCCGAUGGAUGCGUUCCCGUGGGCCAGAGACGAAUCGCGACAGCGGGAGAUCCUCGCGGAGUUCGACAGGGCCGCCCCUUCCCUGCGGCGCGUCGCGUUGACCAAUGAGUUCGAGUGGGAGAAGAGGGCUGACGGACGGUGGCACGCAUGGGGGCAUGUCGAUGUUGAUCGUCACGGUCCUUUGCGGCCGUAUGGCAGGAAGUCGUGUCUGCUCGACGACGAGCUUGACUCGUUGCAGCAGGAUAGCGCGUGA